Penicillium soppii is the source of this 4215-nucleotide messenger RNA. RefSeq lists its product as uncharacterized. Lineage: Eukaryota; Fungi; Ascomycota; Eurotiomycetes; Eurotiales; Aspergillaceae. The transcript has 9 exons. Gene Ontology annotation, molecular function: beta-glucosidase activity; DNA-binding transcription factor activity, RNA polymerase II-specific; zinc ion binding. The record is from RefSeq and is a predicted model, not a curated record. Bases 1 to 4215 code for a protein of 1404 amino acids. Gene Ontology annotation, biological process: regulation of DNA-templated transcription; glucan catabolic process.
AUGCCGGAGACAUUUGAUGUAGAGCAUGUUCUAGCGAACAUCAGCGAGCAGGACAAGAUCGCUCUUUUAUCCGGAAUUGAUUUCUGGCACACACAUCCUAUCCCCGAAUUCAACGUCCCCUCGAUUCGCGCCACCGAUGGCCCCAAUGGUAUCCGGGGGACGAAAUUCUUCGCCGGCAUCCCUGCCGCAUGUUUGCCCUGCGGCACAGCUCUGGGCGCCACCUGGGACCGAGAUCUGAUAUACCAAGCGGGGAAGCUGUUGGGCGACGAGUGCAUUGCGAAAGGGGCGCAUUGUUGGCUGGGUCCGACAAUCAACAUGCAGCGCGCACCCCUCGGUGGUCGCGGCUUCGAAUCGUUUGCAGAAGAUCCACAUCUCUCCGGCAUUCUGGCUAAAUCAAUCAUCUCCGGAUGCGAAAGCAAAGGCAUUGUUUCCACGGUGAAGCAUUUCGUGGGCAACGACCAGGAACAUGAACGCCGGGCGGUGGAUGUCCUCGUCACCCAGCGAGCCUUGCGCGAGAUCUACCUACGACCCUUCCAGAUUGUGGCGAGGGAUGCGAAGCCCGGCGCGCUCAUGACAUCGUAUAAUAAGAUCAAUGGGAAGCACGUGGUGGAAGAUGCGCGCAUGCUCAAUCUGAUUCGCGAGGAGUGGAAGUGGAAUCCGCUGAUUAUGAGCGACUGGUACGGGACCUACACAACUAUCGACUCCAUAAAUGCGGGCCUUGACCUAGAGAUGCCGGGGGUAUCCAGAUAUCGGGGAAAGUUUCUGGAGUCCGCCCUGCAGGCUCGACUGGUCAAGCAAUCGACUAUUAAUGCACGUGCGCGAAAGGUGUUGGAAUUCGUGAAGCAAGCGAGUCAGGUCCAAGUUUCAGAAGUGGAGCGAGGACGGGACUUCCCAGAGGAUAGAGCGCUGAAUCGCAGAAUUUGUGCGAACAGCAUCGUCCUCCUCAAGAACGAAGAAAUCUUGCCCCUUCCAAGUGAUAUCAAAAAGAUCGCCCUAAUCGGAUCUCACAUGAAGACUCCCGCAAUAUCAGGUGGUGGCAGUGCGUCACUUGAGCCAUAUUACUCUGUCUCGUUAUACGACGCCUGCAGGGAAGCGCUUCCCAACGCGGAGGUGCUCUAUAAAGCGGGAGCAUACGCCCAUAGGAUGCUUCCCGUGAUAGACCGCCUCCUAAGCAAUGCUGUCAUUAAGUUCUACAACGAGCCGAUGAGCAAGGAACGACAAAUAAUCAGCACCGAGCCUGUAUCGACGACAGCCUUUCAGUUCAUGGACUACAAUGCUCCCGGUCUCAACCGAGGGCUCUUCUGGGCCACACUGAUUGGCAACUUCACGCCCGACGCCUCCGGACUUUGGGACUUUGGCCUGAGUGUCUUUGGUACCGCAAGUCUCUACAUUGAUGAUGAGCUCGUGAUCGAUAACACCACGAACCAGACGCGCGGGACAGCAUUUUUCGGAAAAGGCACCAUUGAGGAGCUGGGAUCGAGGGAACUAGCUGCUGGGACUACAUACAAAAUUCGGAUUGAGUUCGGCUCUGCCAACACUACUACUACAAAAACUGUGGGAAUGGUGAAUUUCGGUGGCGGCGCCGCAAAUCUGGGGGCCUGUCUACGGAUGGACCAGGAUGAAAUGAUCGAAAAUGCCGUGGAAGCUGCCGCAGAGGCCGACUACACCAUUCUUUGCACCGGGCUCAACAAAGAUUGGGAAUCUGAAGGGUUCGAUCGCAAACAUAUGGAUCUGCCAGCGGGAGUUGACCGGUUGAUUUCGAAGGUGCUGAAGGUUGCCGCAGACAAGACUGUCGUCGUCAAUCAGUCCGGUACACCAUUUACCAUACCGUGGGCUGCUCAGGCCCGGUGCAUCGUGCAAGCCUGGUACGGAGGUAACGAGACGGGUCAUGGAAUUGCCGAUGUGCUCUUCGGAAAGGUCAAUCCAUGUGCAAAGCUUCCAUUAUCCUGGCCUGUGGAUGUGAAACACAACCCGGCCUACCUGAAUUACGCCAGUGUAGGUGGCCGAGUGUUGUACGGUGAGGACAUCUAUGCAGGUUAUCGAUUUUACGAGAAGACCGGACGAGAAGUCCUCUUUCCAUUUGGUCACGGCCUAUCAUACACGACAUUCAAGGUAUCACCGAGUGUUACCGUCACCCCGGAGAUCUUCAACAUGGACCGUCCUGGGGUCGCCACCGUACAAAUCAAAAACACGGGCAAAGUGGCGGGCGCCCAGGUUCUCCAACUCUACAUCUCUGCCCCCGAAUCCCUAACACCGCGCCCAAUCAAGGAACUGCAUGGGUUCGAAAAAGUAUUCCUACAGCCUGGAGAAGAAAAAACGGUUGACAUCCAGCUGGACCGAUAUGCGACCAGCUUCUGGGACGAGAUUGAGGACAAGUGGAAGAGCGAGCAAGGGACCUAUGAGGUGUUGAUUGCAACCUCUAGCCAGGAAGUGGAAGCCCCACCAGGAAUGAUGGACUCUUCGUCGACUGCACGACCUCGCAAGAACACGCGGGUGCUCACCGCGUGCGAUGCCUGUCGUCUCAGCAAGACUCGAUGCGAUUCGGCACGGCCAGUGUGUUCCAAAUGUAUCCAGCGGGGUGUAACUUGCGAGUAUCCGGAGACGGAUGCCAUCUCAGUUCUAGAUACAUGGGGCGCAAGAAUCCUAGAGGCAGUAGAACGUCAAGAGCGGCUUCUAGCAGAUAGCCUCUCUUUGAACCGCGCGCCUCCUCUCUUUUCGCAACAGCCGUCGCCAUCCCCAGUGGAUGAAGUAGAUCCCGAGUCAAUCUCGCGCAAUGAUGCGCCGAAGACGCCUAUUACCGGGUCGGACAUGAUUCUCAGCUGGCCCAUUUUUCCGAAAGAGAAGCCUGUAUCGACUUUUCCAAUGACAGCGUAUUCUGAGAAGCCAGAUCGCUUCCAGACGGCUCUGUCAAGCUCAGAUCCCCAAAGGCUCCUCAAAUUGCGCGACGUUUUCAUGACCAAGAUCUGGACCAAGAACCCGAUCGUUGACCCUGAACAGCUGGACUUUUAUAUCGCUCAAGUGCUGGAAAAUGGCAUUGACUGGUCCACCGCAUCCUGCUUGGUGCUACUAAUCUUUGCACUUGCGGCCAUAUGGGGGGAUUAUCCCGACGACGAAACCCGCGAGGUCUCGUACAAUGAACCAUCGUUCAGUCCGCCGGUCACUUACUUCACGAUGUCGGUUCCGGAGCACCGAAUGAAGGAAUCAUUGACCUUCCUCUCCAUGGCGCGCAAGCGCAUCUCCACUGCAAUUUGGUAUCAGUAUAACUUCGAGCCGAUUCCGGGCUGGAAAAUGUUCCGGGCAGCAUCCAUGCUGUGGCAAACCUAUCGCUUGAAGCACCGCGAGGGGAAGACGAUCAGAAGUGCGCAGGAAGAGAGUCUGGAGCAGCGACUCUACUGGACAUGCUUGAAAUCCGAAUGUGAGGUUCGAUAUGAACUAACAGAUCUCCCGCCUUGUGACCUCAGCCUCUCCGACUUUCCGUAUUCCCUUCCGAGCUUCCCCACGAGACAACCAUCUGAGGACAUCCCUGGGUGGAUGUUUUCCAGUCCUUUAUCCACAGAACUCGAAGCAACAUCUUCAUACUAUUAUCUGGCCGAGAUCUUCUUGCGCAGGCUUCUCAACCGGGCCCGCAAUGCGGUCCGUGUGCUCUCUCCAGAUAUCGACUUGCCGACCAUCAAGGUUCUGGCAGAAACUCUGACGCAGCUGGAAGGUCAACUCCAGCAGUGGGUAGACUGUCUUCCACAUACACUCCGGUUUAACAUGCCCCUCGAAUCCACCCCUGGGCCGAAGGAAGGUGAGCUCAUGAAGCUUAGCCGUGAGCGAUAUGUCGAGGUACGCGAACUGAUUUGCCGCGCGUAUCUAUACCUGUGUAUCCAUGUACCGCUUGAACCAGGGAUGGCGGCAAUGUAUGGAGUCAAAGCAAGCGAGGCGCUACGCUUGGCAGUUUAUCGCAUCCAGACCGAGGUGCCAUUCUUCCGGCACCCGGGGUCAUGGGGAGCAUGUCGAGUCCGGUUCAAUCAUGCGCUUUGUCUGAUUGCGGGAUUUCGCGCCAAGCUGACUCAGCUCCCCUCGGAUGAAUAUUUGAGUAUUCCUCCCGACUGGGCGGACUGUGUGCGGGUGGUGAUUGAGCGGUUGAAGAUCUGGGGCGAGGAGGGCGGCGGGAUCAAGGAAUUAAGUGUACUGCUGGAGUGGCUGAUGCAUGGCAAUUUGGAACUGUAG